AUGGUCUUAGCAGAUUUAGGACGAAAAAUAAACGCUGCAUUAGCGCAAAUCAAUAAAGAACCUAUAAUCGAUGAGAAAGUACUCGAUGCGCUUCUCAAGGAAAUAUGUCACGCACUGUUAGAAGCUGAUGUUAACGUAAGACUUGUGGGUAAUCUAAGAAAAAAUGUGAGAACUACAGUAAAUAUACAAGAUCUAGCAGCCGGAAUCAAUAAACGGAAAAUAAUACAAAAGACGGUCGUCGAUGAAUUAUGUAAACUUGUUGAUCCAGGUGUUGAGCCGUAUAUUCCCAAACGCGGCAAACAGAAUAUAAUUAUGUUUGUUGGUUUGCAGGGUAGUGGUAAAACGACGACAUGUACAAAGCUGGCAUAUUAUUAUCAACGUAAAGGAUGGAAAACAUGUCUUGUGUGUGCUGAUACUUUUCGUGCUGGUGCUUUCGAUCAAUUGAAGCAGAAUGCUAUUAAAGCUAAUAUACCAUAUUAUGGAAGCUAUACCGAAACAGAUCCCGUCCAGAUAGCGCAUGAAGGCGUGGAAAAAUUCAAAAAGGAAGGAUUCGAAAUAAUAAUAGUAGAUACUUCCGGAAGGCAUAAACAAGAAGCAGAGUUAUUCGAAGAAAUGAAACAAAUAUCUACCAUUGUAAAUCCUCAUAAUACAAUAUUUGUGAUGGAUGGAACGAUUGGUCAGGCCGCUGAGGCACAAGCAAAGGCAUUUCAUGAAACGGCGGAUAUUGGUUCAAUUAUUAUAACUAAAAUGGAUGGUCAUGCUAAAGGUGGUGGUGCUAUUUCUGCCCCAAUAAUUUUCAUUGGUACUGGUGAACAUAUACAUGACUUAGAGGGAUUUGAUGCCAGACGAUUUGUAUCUAAAAUGCUCGGGAUGGGUGAUAUUUCUGGCUUAAUGGAAACUGUACAGGAUUUGAAAUUGGAUCAGAAUAAGAAUCUAAUGAAAAAUCUUGAACAAGGAAUUUUUACGAUAAGGGAUAUGUAUGAACAAUUCCAAAACAUAUCAAAGAUGGGUCCACUCUCAAAGAUGAUGCAAAUGGUACCUGGGAUGUCAGAACUUAAUCUACAAGGAUCCGAUGAACUGGGAGCUCAACGAAUAAAAAGAUUAAUGACCAUCAUGGAUAGUAUGAACGAAACGGAACUUGAUUCCGAUGGGAAAAUCUUUCAACAGCAGCCAGCUCGGAUAGUACGUGUCGCUAGAGGUUCAGGGACUUCGGUGCAGGAAGUUGAAGAAUUGUUGAUCCAACAUAAAUCUUUCCAGGGAAUGGUUAAGAGGUUUGGUGGAAAUAAGGGUAUACUUAAAGGCAUGGGUCCGG
Molecule: messenger RNA, 1312 nt
Organism: Ambispora leptoticha
Lineage: Eukaryota; Fungi; Glomeromycota; Glomeromycetes; Archaeosporales; Ambisporaceae
Source: the annotation of a GenBank genome assembly